Messenger RNA from Leptosomus discolor (cuckoo roller), 165 nucleotides. The record is from RefSeq and is a predicted model, not a curated record. NCBI's taxonomy places the organism in Eukaryota, Metazoa, Chordata, Aves, Leptosomiformes, Leptosomidae.
GACAUCGCUAUCCUCUUCAACGUCAUCAUUAUCUUCCUCAUGUUCUUCAACACCUUCGUCUUCCAAGCCGGGCUGGUCAACCUUCUCUUCCACAAGUUCAAGGGGACCAUCCUGCUCUCGGGGGCCUACCUGGCGCUCAGCAUCUCCUUCCACAUCUGGGUGAUG